This is a messenger RNA of Melanaphis sacchari, 1715 nucleotides long. Its product is annotated as UDP-glucuronosyltransferase 2B20-like. The coding region runs from base 186 to 1715 and encodes 509 amino acids. The record is from RefSeq and is a predicted model, not a curated record. Gene Ontology annotation, molecular function: UDP-glycosyltransferase activity. The transcript is spliced from 4 exons. NCBI's taxonomy places the organism in Eukaryota, Metazoa, Arthropoda, Insecta, Hemiptera, Aphididae.
UAUUUUAUAGUUUAAAAAUUGUGUCUUCUCAUAAUUAUCACAAGAAAAACGACGAUAUCGAAGAAUAUUAUUGUAAUCGCUAAAUAUAUUACACUACUUAAUAUAUGCACGUAAAUUGUAUACUUAACGUCGUAUAUUAUCGAUAUUGUUAACGUGAUAGAUUUAAAAUUAAGACAUAUAAUAAAAUGUGCAAAAUUAUUAUUUUAAUAGUGGUUUUAGUUCUUAUUAGUUCGUGCAUACAACAAUCGUCAAGUGCAAGGAUAUUGGCCGUGGAGACAGUUGGAGGUAAAAGCCACUGGAAUUUCAUGAGUGGUAUACUACAGGCAUUGGUAAAUAACAAACACAAUGUCACCGUCUUUACACCGUUUACCGACGGCAACCGCGAAAACUAUACCGAAGUGGAUACAACUCUAGGAGGGGCUAUACAAUUUAUGGAUAUGGAUUUAGAACAAAUGAUGACUAGUAUGGUUACAAAGACAGGUGAUUUUGUGAUGAUGAGUAGAAUGCAGUGUGAUCAAGUGUAUAAAAAUAGUAAAAUGAAAGAAAUAUUGAGUAGUGAGCGCACAGAUUUCGACCUGCUCAUUAUUGAAUUCUUUGCGUCAGAUUGUGUGUCAUACAUUGCAACUAAGUUCAACUUGCCUUUAAUUUACGUCACGCCAUUGCAGGCUAAUCCCUUUAUGGAUCGCACAAUCACUGGUCAUGUCUCAAGUCCAUCAACGGUCACAGUAAUGUUUUCUUUGUAUUCCAUUUCUAAAACUUUCAUUCAGAGAUUAACACAUAUUUUUUUACUAAUUCACUUCAAAAUUGUAAAAGCGUACAAAGAAUUGAUUCUGAAAUACAGUAAACAAUAUGAUUUCAUCGAACCAAUCUCACCUUCUUUAAUAUUCGUAAAUAGACAUUUUAUAACUGAUGCGCCAAGUCCUAUAUCGACAAACGUUAUUAACGUGGGUGGAAUUCAUUUGAAGGCACCUCAAAAGUUACCUGAAGAUAUUUUAGAUUUUAUUGAACAGUCACCACAUGGAGUUAUUUACUUCACUUUUGGUUCGACCAUAAAGAUGUCUUCGAUACCGAAACAUAUAAAAAAAGCGUUAAUGGAAGCGUUCGCAGAAAUUCCUCAAAGAGUGUUAUGGAAAUAUGAAAAUGAACUAGAAAAAAUGCCGAAAAACGUAAUGAUUAAAAAAUGGCUACCACAACGUGAUAUACUUUUAAACCCAAAUGUGAAAUUAUUCAUCAGUCACGGAGGCAUAUCUGGGGUAUACGAAACCGUGGACGCUGGAGUCCCAGUUCUUGGACUUCCCUUGUUUGGCGAUCAGCAUAGAAAUAUAGAUAAUUUAGUCAAUGUGGGGAUGGCUAUUUCUAUGGACCUCAUGUCUAUAACAAAGGAUAAUUUCUUAAGAAAUGUUUUAGAACUCUUCAAUAAUGAAAAAUACAAGAAAAAUGCUGAAACUGUUUCAAAAAUAUUCAAAGAUCAACCAAUGUCGCAAGCAGAUUCUGUUGUUUACUGGACUGAAUAUGUUUUGCGGCACAAAAGUGCACAACAUUUUAAAUCCCGUGCAUUAAAUCUAAGAUGGUAUCAAUACUAUUUAUUAGAUGUUCUAGCUUUAAUAUUCGUUUUUAUUUCCGUUGUAAUUUUUAUUACCACGAAAGUGUUCAAAUCGAUUUGUGUAAUAAAUAGUUUAAUUUUUUCUAAAAAUUAUAAAUCUAAGCCUGAAUAA